AUGGGCACCAGUUGGUCAUCAGACCGCCCUGAGGAGUCCUCAUCCUCAGCCGCUGAUCUAGAACAGAACCUCGAUCCACCCAGCCAGUCCAAAUACCCUCGCUGUUACGGGGAUGUGGUCCCUUCGGUCUGUAGCGACCGCCCAGAGGGCUUUUACGACGAGCUGUAUGAACAAAUGUACUUUGUGCAGCAUGCCAAUCAAGACUGCAUCGUGGCCUUUCAACAAUGCGAGAAAGAAAACCCCCGUGUUGACCCCGACGAGUGGUUUAUCAUUGCUAAGCGAAUCCCCCGGGUAUAUGAAUAUCUGGCACAUAGCACCAAUACCCCGAAUGUGGAUAGAGACCAACCGAUUGACCUUCAUCCCUAUAUCGUCAACUCAUGCACGAUAUGGAUUCGCGAUGAUGUCUCGAUUGCACUAUCCGGAUUUUUGAACGCAACCAUCCUGACAGAUGAAUGUCCCUACUCUCCCGACGGGACGAGACACGAAACAGAGAUCUACUACCCAACCAAUCCAGACACGAAGAGGUGGGCGAUGCCUACCGAUCAAUUGGAUCCGAUGGAGAUGCCCGCGGAGGUCAAUACAUGGGAGUACAAUAAGCAACGACUGAAGGAGGGCAAGCUACAGCGUUUAGAAGAGGAACGAUUGGGUCCGAUGCUAGUUAAGGCCUGGAACGGGGAAUAUGAAAAUGCUCGGGAGAUCCUGCAAGAGGUACGAUCGUAUGUCCAGCAGAUUGGGGUUAGCAUGGACGGAGAGGGUGAGGUCCUUCUGGAUGAUGGGCGAAAGUGGGAGGGUGUGUUCACGGUGGUCCAGACAGAUGGCGCCCGCUGGGGUCGGGAGAUUAGAUAUAAAUGA
This is a messenger RNA of Aspergillus caelatus, 852 nucleotides long. RefSeq lists its product as uncharacterized. NCBI's taxonomy places the organism in Eukaryota, Fungi, Ascomycota, Eurotiomycetes, Eurotiales, Aspergillaceae. The record is from RefSeq and is a predicted model, not a curated record. The transcript is spliced from 3 exons. The coding region runs from base 1 to 852 and encodes 283 amino acids.